AUGGUCUGGGAAAACCUGCUCAAUACUGCUCAAUCUUUUCUGGAAGAAUUAGAACUGAAGGAAGAUGAAGAGUCGCUCAGUGUGAAGUUUUGGCACGCUAAAUGCACUCUUUGUACUGAAACAUGUUCCAACCUUCGUCAACUGUUGCAACAUGAAAACAAACCGCUCUUGGCCCCUCCAGUUCAAGUGCUGAUGGUAAUCGGUGGAAUAAUAGGAAACCGAGAGACUUCUGGAAAACUUCAUAGAUCGAAUCAGUUGGAACGUGAGUGUGAAUCACUCCUCCAGGUAGUACUCAAACGACAAUGUCACUGUACCAUAAGAGAUUUGCUUCUGUGUAAACCUCAGCCGUCUUCACAACCCCACACAGAAACACUUGCUUUGCAAUUUCUGCGCUUGUGCGUAGCACAGAUUGCCCGUUCUCCGGCUCAGAAUCACGAGGAGGCGCUUAACUACCGUCCACUAUUCAGAGACGCACUAAUUUGGCUAUCUGAACAACUGGACUAUCCAGAGAUGGCUGGGGACGAGUUUAUAGGUGUAUUACAACCAUUUGGACUUCGUUUAUGCGGUGAUCACAGGCCAGCAAUACAGUUGGCCGGAUUGAAGUUACUGAGUGGACUUGCAAAAAAGGCUCGUAUUGCUGACUGGCGUUCAUCAAAUCGAGCGGAAGCUGUGAUUAAUCAACUAUUUGAACAUCGCCUCGGAUGUGGCCCUGGGUCGAGUGAACUAGUUCUCGAUGCAGUGUAUAAGACCAUGUUCAUGUUAUUUCGGCUUCUAGAUAGUUCCAAAUCGCAUACUUGGUGGAAUAAAAUUGCCGAUCGUCUUUUAUUUGACAUCAUCAUGGAGGGAAAAAAGUUAAGGCUCACUGUACUGCUGCGUCAUAUGUUAACUGUUAUUCAACUGAUGAAAACCGACUUCGCAGGACACAGUCGUGGCUUUUUACAUGCAGUUUCUGUGGUACUCCUCGGACCUCGCACUCCAAAUUACUUGAAAAAGACGCUUCCUGAUGAUGCUCAAGAUGAAACUGUUCACUCCCUUAUGCUUCAGUGCAUUCAACAAUUUAUUCGAUUCAGCUGGCCAAUAGUAUCUCCUACGCUGUUGCCCUCCUUGAUUUCACCGCUUGUGGCAUUUGUUGAUCUGACUCAUGCAACAACCGUUUGUGAGGUUAACGCGACGCACGACCAGGAGAAUUCCGCUCAUUGUCCGGAAACCAUAACCGAGGUUCUCACGGCUCUCGUCGAUUUAGAACCCAGAAUACUGUCAGACAUUCUUAUUCCGGUCUGCACGACUGUUCCAGCUUUAAAACAAUACAUACCUGCCUCCUGUGAAUAA
Molecule: messenger RNA, 1329 nt
Organism: Echinostoma caproni
Lineage: Eukaryota; Metazoa; Platyhelminthes; Trematoda; Plagiorchiida; Echinostomatidae
Source: the annotation of a GenBank genome assembly